Messenger RNA from Mytilinidion resinicola, 1290 nucleotides. RefSeq lists its product as uncharacterized. Lineage: Eukaryota; Fungi; Ascomycota; Dothideomycetes; Mytilinidiales; Mytilinidiaceae. The transcript has a single exon. The coding region runs from base 1 to 1290 and encodes 429 amino acids. The record is from RefSeq and is a predicted model, not a curated record.
AUGGGCAGAGCCUUCGACCGGCUGGCGGCGCCUCUGAUGGCCUCCACCCAACGCUUCCCGUCCCUGACAUCCAUAGGCAUGAGCGCCGUCUUCACCUUCGUCCCCUCGCCGCUCCCCACCACGCCGCUGUCGUUCCCAGCGCCCCCGACUCGCGCGCCCCACCUCACCACCACCCCGCAAAAACGCACCCGCGCCCUCACAGACGUCGACGGCGAGUACUCCUGCGUCGAGAAGAAGAAGCGGAGGUUGCGCCUCUUCCUCAUAACGUCGCGGCUCUCGCGCCCAUUUUCCGCGCCCGCAACCAACAUCGUCGACCGCGGAUCCUCGAAAAUAGCCGUCUGGGCGAAGCAGAAAGCGCUGGGACGGAACCUUUUGCGGAAAGCGGCCAUCUUGAACCGCAUACGGCGAAACGCUAUCCGGACACACACAGAAGGACGCGGAAUAUCAUGCGUCCUAGACCAGGAGAAAGAGCAGAAACAACUCGAGCUGGCGCGGUUGGCGUUCUUGUAUGGAAGCCACGAUACCCACACACGGCCGGUGUUCCAGCGGCCGCCGGAUUUCCCGCCGGCACAGGCGGUGCGGAGCGGGAACUACUGGGCGCUGAGUGGGAGCCCGAACGUUGCUGGGAGGCCUCUGUCGUCAGCGUCAGCGUCGACAUCGCCAGAUCCAAAUACCAGGGAUAUCGCGACCACGGCCGGACACGAGAUAGAAAGCGUGCUUAGAGAAGAUGACGCGACCGACGACGACACGAGGUAUAGCUCCCCGAACGAAAUGUACACGCACCAGCACCAGCUCCCCGUGCCGCAGCUGCCGCGGCACGACUACCUCCCGCUCCCGCCCUCGCCGCUCGGGCUGUCGAACUACGACGCUUUCGACCUCGAGGACGAGAUCCACGACCCGUAUUCGGCGUUUGACGAUGACGACGACGACGACGACGGGUCGGUGUCUAUCUUCAACCAGCGCCCACAGUCGCCCGCUUACAGGCCGCACGCAGACGAGACGAUGCACGACACCUCGCCGUUUAAUUUCGGCAGCCCCAAUACCGCGGUCUCGUACGUCACGGACUCGACGCUGAGUAGCGUGCAUACCCCUCCGCCGUUGCAGCAGCAGCCGCGGAUGGUGUACUCGGAUUUCAGUCUGCUGGAUCCGGAUGAGGCGGUCGUAGGGGACUAUGAUGGGUUGGACGGCGUUGAUGGCGUGAGGGCUGUGUGGCCGCAUGUUAGUAGCGGGGAAGUGGUGAAGCCGACACAUCUACCAACUGCGAGGCCGCCGGAGAGUAAUUGGCGGUAG